GAUGUUACAUACUUUAAUAGGUCACCAAGGAGAGAUUAGCAGUGCACAGUUCAACUGGAACUGUUCUCUCAUUGUCACUGGCUCAAUGGGCAACACAUGCAUGCUGUGGAAUGCUAUGACUGGGACACAUAUAGCAACUUUAACGGGUCAUAGUGAUGAAAUACUGGAUGUCUGCUUUGAUUAUGCUGGUCAGCGUAUUGCAACUGCCUCUGCUGAUAGAUCAGCAAGAGUCUAUAAUGCAGAAACAAAAAAGUGCAUUGCAAAGCUAGAAGGGCAUGGAGGUGAAAUUUCGAAGAUAUGUUUCAACCCUAAAGGGAGUCGUAUACUAACAGCUAGCUAUGAUAAAACAGCUCGCCUCUGGGAUGCUGCUACUGGACAUUGCCUUCAGAUAUUAGAGGGUCACACUGGUGAGAUACACUCCUGUGUUUUCAAUUACAAAGGUGAUAUAAUUAUUACAGGAAGCAAGGAUAACACCUGUAGAAUAUGGCACUGA
Mesitornis unicolor (brown roatelo) is the source of this 493-nucleotide messenger RNA. RefSeq names its product WD repeat domain 5 (gene WDR5). The annotation marks the transcript as partial. The record is from RefSeq and is a predicted model, not a curated record. Lineage: Eukaryota; Metazoa; Chordata; Aves; Mesitornithiformes; Mesitornithidae. Gene Ontology annotation, molecular function: protein binding. The transcript is spliced from 5 exons.